UUGGAGAAACAGAAAUAAAGAAAAGGUCAGCCUUUCACCUCCUGCAAACCUCCAGAAAAUUGACGAAGAAUCAGAGACCAUUCCAGUGAAGUUGUUGCCGGGUGAUGCUAGUACUUAUUCCCACCUUUACCUUGCCUCUCUUCUAAUUUAAAUCUCUGAGAAGGGAGAGGGGGUGAGAGUUUGUUUUGCCUUGGCUUGGCCUCCCCUCCAUCGCUGCAUUACAUCCUCCUCCACUCCAUCUAUUGCUUCCCUUAACCCCUCCUCCAAUCCAACCCCCCCCCCCCCCAUGCCUUAACCCCGCCCCAAAUCCAGCCUUCAAAGCUUCCUCUUUCUCCGGGAGUUCUGUUCUUGAUACUUAGGACGAGCUGCAUAGGUAGCCACCCUCCAUCCCGUUCGUCCCCCUCGGUUCUUCUUCCUUCUCUUCUCCCUCGGACUGAUGGGUGACCAUCUCGCGUUGCUCGUGGACCGGCUGCUAACGGAGUCGACGCUGGAGGCGGCGAUCGGCUGCGGGAAACAGAUGGCCGAUCUGCAGCCGGAGACGGUGGCGGUCGAGUACGGCCGCGACGGCGGCGGUUCUGCGAGUAGGGUGGUGGAGUGCAGGAUUUGCCAGGAGGAGGAUUGGGAUUUCAGCAUGGAGGCCCCCUGCGCCUGCUGUGGCAGCCUCAAGUACGCUCACCGGAAAUGUAUUCAGCGUUGGUGCAAUGAGAAGGGUGACACCAUCUGCGAAAUAUGCCUGCAGCAAUUCAGGCCAGGUUAUACUGCCCCACAGCAGCUGUUUCACUAUGGAAGUAUACCAAUGAACUUCAGAGGAAACUGGGAGAUUGCCCGGCAAGAUCUAGAUGAUGCCCGGAUAAUAACAAUGGUGCCGACAGAGCAUGAUUUUAUGAACAGUUACGAGGACUACUUGCCUAUCAGGACAAGAAGCAGCACCCUCUGUUACCAGACAGUUGCCGCAAUUUUCAUGGCACUCCUGAUCCUUCGCCACACUCUUCCUCUCAUGAUCGGUGGAAAUGGGGAGUACUCGUUGCCCUUAUUCUCGCUUCUUGUGCUGAGGACUGCGGGAAUUCUGUUCCCAAUCCUGGUGAUGGUGAGAGCAUUGGCAAGCUUCCACCGUCGACGGUGGCAGCAGUUAAGCAGCAGUAGACAUGGCACACCUGUGCAGAUUUCUCCAUCUGCAGUUGCAGCAACCUGGAUUUCUCAAGCAUAACUCUCGGAUCUAGAUCACUUAACACUGCAGGAAAGCAGGGAAAUGUAUAUGUCUUCAUCAGAAAGUGAGGAAGAGGAAGAGGAAGACGAUGCAGUCACCAAUUCUGCAGGACCAAGUUACUCGCAACCAUGCCCCAUACCAGUCUACUGACAUGAUCAAGAACAUGCCUUCCAACCUCCCUCUGACAGGAAAUUUCAGUGCCUUCAUGUGACUGGCAGAAGCAUGGACGAUCACACAAAAUUAAAAAAUAAAAAUAAAAAAUUAGUAUAUGAUGACAUGGUAAGAUAGCCUGGAGCCACUCGCUUCUGUGUGCACAGAGAAGAAUGCAGUGGUUCUGUACAGACGAGAAAAGAGGAGACUACAACUUAACCCGGAUGCUGUAACUUGUGAACCUCUAUUGCAGCAAGUUCAGCUUACCUUAUGUACUGAAGAUAUUAUGGUGUCAAAUUACUUGCAAAUGGGACGAAUUAUGUUAUAUUGUUUUAGUUUCUGAGUUUCUAA
Phragmites australis (common reed) is the source of this 1708-nucleotide messenger RNA. RefSeq lists its product as uncharacterized. Gene Ontology annotation, biological process: protein ubiquitination. Gene Ontology annotation, molecular function: zinc ion binding; ubiquitin-protein transferase activity. NCBI's taxonomy places the organism in Eukaryota, Viridiplantae, Streptophyta, Magnoliopsida, Poales, Poaceae. Bases 437 to 1207 code for a protein of 256 amino acids. The transcript has 9 exons. Gene Ontology annotation, cellular component: membrane. The record is from RefSeq and is a predicted model, not a curated record.